AAACAUUAAAUGAAACACUUUAAACAGCUUUUCUUGAAAUACGUCUUCCAAAAAUUACCGUAAUUUUGCAGGUAUCAAAUUCCUAGAACAAUAUCAUGUAAUAUUUUGAUAUGCCAUGGCACGUGAUAUGAUAGUAUCUGUGUAUAUGCAUAUGAAUGUUUGGUAUUGGCGUCGUACGGUAUAUAAUAUGGCGGUCCAAAACAAUGGAGGCUUAAUAAUGUCAUUUUCCAAAAGAAUCAAUUAGAUUGUAGCCAUUAAAUCGAGAAUCAACUACAGGAAUUCUUGCCCGUUUUUAAAAAUGCUAUCUAUCUGUGGAUUUUCUCGUAUUUUAAAUAGCUUGCUAAAAUCAAGGGGUUGCAGUACAGCAAUCAAUCAAUUUGUACCUAAAGUUGACAAACGUCUGGACAACGAUGUUUUGAUGCAGUUAAGAGAUUUUGUGGAAAGGAGUCGACGUUUGUUUGUGUUGACUGGUGCUGGAAUAUCAACUGAAUCUGGCAUAAGGGACUAUAGGUCUGAAGGUGUUGGCUUAUAUGCUGUCAGUAAAAACAGGCCAAUAGAACACCAGGAAUUUGUUACAAGUGCUAGCAGAAGGCAGAGAUACUGGGCUCGAAACUAUGUCGGCUGGCCAACAUUUUCAACACAUCAACCGAACCAGGGUCAUCGUGUUCUGGCAGAACUUGAAAGGGUAGGAAAGUUACAUUGGCUUGUGACACAAAAUGUUGAUUGGUUGCACUUAAAAGCUGGGUCAAAACGGUUGACAGAGUUGCAUGGUGCAACAAACAGAGUUAUCUGUUUGAUGUGUGGAAGCAAAAGCCGAAGGGAAGACCUUCAAGUUGAAAUGAAAAAACUAAAUCCUAAUUUCCAUGUUUCGCCUGACAUUGUCGGACCGGAUGGUGAUGUCUUCCUUAGUGAUGACCUUGUUCAAAAUUUCAAAGUCCCUGACUGUCAGAAUUGUGGUGGGUUACUCAAGCCAGACGUGGUGUUCUUUGGUGGUAGCGUCCCACAUGACAAAGUCUCAUUUGUGCGUGAAAGACUUAAGGAGUCUGAUGCUGUCUUAACACUAGGGUCUAGUCUUCAAGUAUACUCGGCAUACAGGUUUAUAGUUGCAGCGCAUGAGCAAAAAAUCCCAUUAGCCAUUGUCAAUAUUGGUCCGACCAGAGCUGAUGGAUUAGCAAAUCUAAGAGUUCAUUGUAGAAUAGGAGAAAUUGCUAGCAUCUUAAAUGAAUUUGUUGUGUAAAGAACUUGUAACAUACCUAUGUUUAUAACUAACUAUUAAUAUUAACUGAGUCAAAUUUAUGUGGUUUUAAAUGCAUUUGAUUUUUGCCAAAAAAACCAGCAUUUUUUAGUUGAUUUUGACUACUGGAGUAAAGUAAGUAUCAAGACUCUUGCACACAAGACAGGCCCAAAUGUUCGAUUACUUUUCCUUUUGAAUUCCCACACAACAGUGACCCGCAUAAUGUAGUAUACACUGACUGAAUUUUGAAAUCUUGGCUCAUUAGAGAAGAGUUUAAAUUUCGCACGAACUGAUAAAAGGUAGGACGCGAUUCGACUUUUUUGCGGUGAAUUGUUUCGCAAAUAUUUUCCGACCAUGUCUCUCGACUUCAUUCAUGUUUCCUUCUGUAGUAACAAUUGAUCAAUAAGAGGUAAUCUUUUGAAAAUAUUUGUGAUUGCCUUCAGUCAUUGUCUUCCUGGGCUUGGCGUAUUCUUCCUGACAUAUCAUUAAUCUAUGCAGCAUAUCAUCAAACUAUUAAAAAUCUUCACCUGCUGUUCAUUUCAAAUGUUUAAUGUUCCAUGUUUCAUUAUUCCUUCGGAUAAAUCGAAAUUCCAUUAUUAUAGUAUUCAUUAGAAU
Molecule: messenger RNA, 1849 nt
Organism: Dendronephthya gigantea
Lineage: Eukaryota; Metazoa; Cnidaria; Anthozoa; Malacalcyonacea; Nephtheidae
Product: NAD-dependent protein lipoamidase sirtuin-4, mitochondrial-like
Exons: 2
Coding region: 299-1237 (312 amino acids)
Molecular function (GO): NAD+ binding
Source: RefSeq, a predicted model, not a curated record